This is a messenger RNA of Ostrinia nubilalis (European corn borer), 2177 nucleotides long. RefSeq names its product activating signal cointegrator 1. Gene Ontology annotation, biological process: positive regulation of DNA-templated transcription. Gene Ontology annotation, molecular function: zinc ion binding; transcription coactivator activity. The record is from RefSeq and is a predicted model, not a curated record. Lineage: Eukaryota; Metazoa; Arthropoda; Insecta; Lepidoptera; Crambidae. The coding region runs from base 61 to 2106 and encodes 681 amino acids. The transcript has 16 exons. Gene Ontology annotation, cellular component: nucleus.
AACUUGUUGAAAAAGUUUUUCAAAUUUUAAUUAAAUAAUUACAAGUCUGCAUGCACUACAAUGGAGCAAUGGUUAACAGAAGGUUUAUCCAGAAUCUUAGGCUUCCAAGUUCCUGAAGAUUUAAUAAGCUAUGUUUUAUCAAUUGAAAACGAGGGUGAUUUAAACGAGUAUUUGAAGACACUUCUUGAUUUCGAAAAUCCACAACACAAGAAUUUUGUGUCUGAAUUAGUCAAAAGAAAAUUCCCAUCCAGAGCAAAUUCCAUUCAAAGACCGCAAAAAAAGAAAAUAUCGAAGAACAAGCAGCAGAAAACACAAGACUUUGUGUCGGUGGAAGCACCACCUCCUGAGAUUGAGCCAGAAGCCAAGUCCAAGAAGAAAACCAAGUUUGUCAACCUUUACUCCCAGGAGGGGAAAAAUGCUCAGGUUGUUUUGUUAAAAGGUCGAAACCACUGUGACUGUCAGGCAUCGAAGCAUGAGCUCAUCAACAACUGUUUGCAGUGCGGCCGUGUUGUCUGCAAACAGGAGGGCUCAGGGCCCUGUCUAUUUUGUGGCAACUUGGUGUGUACUCCAGAAGAGCAGAAAGAACUGAAUUUAAAGACCAAGGCCAGUGCUAAGCUGAAAGAGAGCUUAAUGGAACGCGCGAGGCCGCAGGGCUGGCAGGCUGCGCUCAGCCAUAGAGACCGGCUGCUGGAGUACGACCGGACCAGCGAGCGCCGCACGCACGUUACCGACGACGACAGCGACUAUUUCAGUGCGAACAGCGUGUGGCUCAACGCUGCUGAGAAGGAGAAACUUGAGAAGUAUCAGCAGACUCUCCACGAGAAGAAACACGUCUCGCGUUUGGCUAAGAAGAUGACCUUUGAUUUUGCCGGUCGUCAAGUGGUGGAAGACAACACCAUAGACUAUGACGUAGACGAGGAUAAGAUCCGGGAGAUGAGCGGCGGUAGCGGGGCCACAGCGCCUCCCGGGUUCAUCAACCACGCGCUGUUGGGUACAGAUGGUAGCAGGGACGUCGCGCCGGGGGUCAACGCUAGUCUGCUGCAGUUUGACUCAGCCGUCGAAGGGCAAGGUUACGCGGCGGCGGUGAUGAAGGCGCCAUCUCUGUCCCAAGCUCCAAGAGUUCAGGAUCCAGAGCUUCAAGAGAUGAGCGACACGGGCCGCUGCCUCUCCAUGCACCAGCCCUGGGCCUCGCUGCUCGUGGACGGGAUCAAGAUGUGCGAAGGGCAAAUGUACGCGGCAGUACUGAAGGCGCCGUCUCUGUCCCAAGCAACGAGAGUCCAGGACCCAGAGCUUCAAGAGAUGAGCGACACGGGCCGCUGCCUCUCCAUGCACCAGCCCUGGGCCUCGCUGCUCGUGGACGGGAUCAAGAUGCGAAGGGCAAGUGUACGUGGCAGUACUGAAGGCGGCGUCUCUGUCCCAAGCUCCAAGAGUUCAGGAUCCAGAACUGCAAGAAAUGAGCGAUACAGGCCGCUGCCUCUCCAUGCACCAGCCCUGGGCCUCGCUGCUCGUGGACGGGAUCAAGAUGUGAGCGAAGGGCAAGGGUAUGUAGCUGCAGUGAAAUCGCCGUCUCUGUCCCAAGCUCCAAGAGUUCAGGAUCCUGAGCUUCAAGAGAUGAGCGACACGGGCCGCUGCCUCUCCAUGCACCAGCCAUGGGCCUCGCUGCUCGUGGACGGGAUCAAGAUGCACGAGGGCCGCACGUGGUAUAGCAGUCACCGCGGGCGAUUGUGGAUCGCUUCCACCGCUAAGCCGCCCGAUCAAGACACAAUACGGGCGCUGGAGAACCAAUACCGUGUGCUGUAUCCAGAGAAGCAGCUGCAGUUCCCGUCUUUCUACCCGACGGGCUGCCUGCUGGGCUGCGUCACCGUCGACGACUGCCUGCCACAGGAGGACUACCAGAAGAAGUACCCAGAUGGGGAGAGUGACAGUCCGUACGUGUUCAUUUGUUCGAAUCCCGUCAGCUUGCGGCUCCGGUUCCCAAUCAAAGGACAGCAUAAAAUAUAUGCACUGGACAAGACUAUCCACCACGCCGCCAUGAAAUGCAUCCAGAAGAUGAGCAAGAUACAAGCAGGGGAGGCCAAUGCCGACCAGUGGCAACAAUUUCAGUGAAAUAUGUCCCAGUUCAGUAUAUUCCUAAGCGUUUGUUUUUUCAUAAAUAAAGCACAUAAAUUGUUAUGAAA